CUCGUGUUAUCGUCGGACGGAAAUGACGUAGUUACAGUACUUUCGAAAGCACAGGCGGGGAAACAGUGUGGCAACAAAACUAGGAUGUAAAUAUGCCUGGGGAUCAGGUGUGUUUGGGUCGCAAGCGCCCGCUGCCCCAGUGCCCGAACCCUCUGUUCCUGCAGUGGUUAACAGAGUUACGGGACAGCGCCAAAGAGAAGGGCCUGAAAACACAGUACGUGUACCAGAAGGCCAUAAACUCUCUGAAAAAAUAUCCUCUCCCGCUAAAAAACGGAAAAGAGGCGAAGAUCCUGCAGAAUUUCGGCGACGGGAUCUGCAAGAUUUUGGACGAGCGACUGCAGAAGCAUUAUCGGGAAAACGGUCCUGAUGCUCCAAUCCACUUGACUAGCCAUACAAGCAACGUGGCUUCCUCUAAACAGAUGGACGGACCACAGAAGAAACUUUCCGGAAACUUGGGUGAACAUAUGAAACGAACGCAAAUAGAAGGAAGAAAGGAGAAGGGAACUAGGAAAAAGAGAGAGUAUGUGCCACAGAAGAGGUCUGGAGGUUACGCUGUAAUGCUCACUUUGUACAGACACACACAGAUGCCUGGCAGUAAAGGCUUCAUGUUUAGGAAUGAACUACAAACUGAGGCACAACCCUUGUGUGAUAAGUCCUUCACAGUGCCUGAUCUUGGUAGCAAGUACACGGCGUGGUCCUCGGUGAGCACGCUCAUUCAGAAAGACCUGUUGGUGAAGACACACAAUCCCGCCAGGUAUUCAUUGACUGACCGGGGUUUGGCUUUAGCUGAGAGGCUUGAUUCAGAAGAGACGGGGAUGACUAAAGGACAUGUGGACCAAAAGAGUGAAGAAGAAAACUCUCAUGAUGGACCAGAUGUUGUAGACCUGACUUUGGAGGAGGAGGAGGAUGAGGAGCAGGAAGAGAAAGACAAAGCGAGUCGGUGCAGCCAGUCUUCAGAAAGGCCUACUACAGCUCUGUCUAUGAACCAGGCCAGAGGUCUUCUCUCCGAGUCUAAUGCCAAAGGAGAAUCCCAAACUUUAGAAACAGUGAGAACAGCAAUGGGUUGGCAUCUUCCACCUGGAUCUUAUGACAUUGUAUUGUGCGUUGACUUCGUCGAGACAACUGGGGGAAGCAGUGGUCGUAAACAAGAAUUGGCCAAGGAAUUGCAAAGGAAUGCUGUGACCUUUGACAUCAGGAAACUGAAUGUAGGGGACUUCCUUUGGGUGGCCCGUGAGAAAGUGACACCUGUUCCUGGGCAGCUGCGUCCACCAGUGGGAAAAGAGCUAGUGCUUGACUACAUCAUUGAGAGGAAGAGGAUGGAUGAUCUCUGUGGAAGCAUCAUAGAUGGACGCUUCAGAGAGCAGAAGUUUCGCCUGAAGAGGUGUGGUCUGCGUAAGCCCAUUUAUCUAGUGGAGGAGUGUGGAUCGGCGGCGGCUCAUCUCAGUUUACCUGAGAGUACAUUACAACAGGCUAUAGUCAAUACACAGGUGGUUGACGGCUUCUUUGUGAAGCGUGUACAGGAUGUGAAAGAGUCUGUUGCUUACCUCACCAUCAUGACCAGAUACCUUCAGAAACUCUACCAGAAUUGCACAUUAUUCUGUCGCUCCAGAGAGCUGGAGGGUGAUAGAGAAGAUGAGAUGGAGAAAACAGCGAACCUCUCCUGCUCUCUCAUGGCCUUCACAGAGUUUAACUAUGGGGCUGUCAAGAACAAGUGCCAGACAGUGCGGGAAGUAUUUGCUCGACAGCUUAUGCAGAUCAGUGGAGUCUCUGGUGAUAAAGCAGCCGCUGUUCUCGAGCACUACGGCACAGUCAGCAGUUUAUUGCAAGCAUAUGAUCAAUGCUCCAAUGAAACGGAAAAAGAGAAGCUUCUUUCAUCCAUCAAAUAUGGAAAACUCAAAAGGAAUCUUGGACCAGCCUUGAGUCGCACUAUAUAUCAGCUUUACUGUACAUGUGGACCUCUGUCAUAGGCUUUCACCUUAUUAAAAACACAAAUGUGUGGUGCAUUUGAGUUUAAUCAUUGUAUUAUAAUUUUUCUGUUUGUUGACUCAAAUAAUGUCCAAAGCAAUAAAGGUGUAAAUUACAGUUUUU
This is a messenger RNA of Rhinichthys klamathensis goyatoka, 2088 nucleotides long. It is a transcript of the gene mus81, whose product is annotated as MUS81 structure-specific endonuclease subunit. NCBI's taxonomy places the organism in Eukaryota, Metazoa, Chordata, Actinopteri, Cypriniformes, Leuciscidae. The record is from RefSeq and is a predicted model, not a curated record. The transcript is spliced from 17 exons. Gene Ontology annotation, molecular function: 3'-flap endonuclease activity; crossover junction DNA endonuclease activity; DNA binding. Gene Ontology annotation, biological process: mitotic intra-S DNA damage checkpoint signaling; double-strand break repair via break-induced replication; resolution of meiotic recombination intermediates. Gene Ontology annotation, cellular component: Holliday junction resolvase complex; nucleus. The coding region runs from base 93 to 1967 and encodes 624 amino acids.